Messenger RNA from Pseudocercospora fijiensis CIRAD86, 753 nucleotides. RefSeq lists its product as uncharacterized. Lineage: Eukaryota; Fungi; Ascomycota; Dothideomycetes; Mycosphaerellales; Mycosphaerellaceae. Gene Ontology annotation, cellular component: Hrd1p ubiquitin ligase ERAD-L complex; endoplasmic reticulum membrane. The record is from RefSeq and is a predicted model, not a curated record. Gene Ontology annotation, molecular function: ubiquitin-specific protease binding; misfolded protein binding. Bases 1 to 753 code for a protein of 250 amino acids. Gene Ontology annotation, biological process: endoplasmic reticulum unfolded protein response. The transcript is spliced from 3 exons.
AUGGCGGCAGUGGUGAACGGUGGAGGCGAUGGCGCGCUUGGAGGACUACCUUUGGAGCAGUGGUUCUUCGAGAUGCCCAUUUGCACAAGAUUGUGGACAUCAGCGACAGUCAUAACAGGAAUCUUGGUACAGUGUCAGGUUUUGACACCUUUCCAGCUCUUCUACAGCUUCCGCGCAGUCUUCCACAAGCAACAGUUCUGGCGAUUAGCGACGACAUUUAUCUAUUUCGGUCCGCUCUCCCUCAACCUCCUCUUCCACAUAUUCUUCAUCCAGCGCUAUGCGCGCAUGCUUGAAGAGUCAGCCGCCUCAGUCGCACAUUUCAGCUGGCUACUCGCAUACACCUCAGUCACACUGCUGGCCAUUGCCCCACUCUUCAGCCAAGCCUUCCUGGGCACGACCCUCAGCAGCACAUUGGUGUACAUCUGGUCGAGGAGAAACCCAGACACGAGGCUAAGCUUUCUUGGACUGCUCACAUUCAAGGCUCCAUGGCUACCAUGGGUGCUUGUUGCGUUCAAUGUGGUACUUCACGGACACUGGCCUAAGGACGAGCUAUGUGGAAUUGCUGUUGGACACGUGUGGUACUUCUUCAACGACAUUUACCCAACAGCGCACAACGGCUCGCGGCCUUUGGACCCACCCCAGUUCUGGAUCAGGCUAUUUGAGCGAGACGCGAACCCAGCACCUGACAGCGAGGUGCACCCUGCAGCGCUUAAUAGAGACAUUGCGGCACCAGCAGUACCAGACAUGAGGUAA